CGACUAUCGUUAAAAACUUGCACGGUGAGAGGUUUUGGAGGUGAGAACUCUCUCGUUUCUGACUCUGCUUCUGUUUAAGCUUACUUACUUGCUCCUGCCGUCCAUCUCAUCGACCCUAACAUCUUAACUCUGAAGCACCAUCAGCUGAGAUCCCAGCUGCUUCUAUGGGGACGGCCGUCAUUAACAAGAAGAAGGGCCUGAAGGCGAAAAAACUUCCUUCUAAGAAGAAGCAGAAGACGGAUUCCUUCUCCGAAAAACCGCCGAAAAAGCUCGAUCUUCUCGAGGAUUCUGAUAGCCCUACUGAAGAACCAGAAGUAGAUGAAGUAGGAGGAGAUGACUCUGCUUCUGAUAUUUCUUCUGACGGGGACGAUGUCUUCGCCGAUGAUUUUCUUCAAGGGAGCGAUGAAGGAGAGAAGGGCUCCGAUUCGGAUUCUGCUUCUGAUUCUGAUUCAGAAGAGUCAGAUAUAGAAGAUAAGUCCAGAGCUAUUGAUGAAGAGAGGGCCAGGGAAGAAAAAGAAGCAGAGGAGGAAUUGCAGCUCAACAUUAAAGAAGUAUCGGAUGAGUUCCGCUUGCCUACCGAAGAGGAGCUUGAAGAAGAGGCACAUCGCCCCCCUGAUCUUCCGAAUCUUCAGCGUAGGAUGAAAGAGAUUGUUCGAGUGCUUUCAAAUUUUAAGUCUUUAAGGCAAGAAGGAGUGACGCGGAAGGAUUACGUUGAGCAGCUUAAAGGGGAUUUGGGUUCUUACUAUGGUUACAAUGACUUCCUGAUUGGUGUCUUGGUCGAGAUGUUUCCAGUUGUUGAGCUUAUAGAACUUAUUGAAGCUUUUGAAAAGCCUAGACCCAUUUGUCUACGAACUAAUACUUUAAAGACACGGAGACGGGAUUUGGCUGAUGUGUUGAUAAAUAGAGGGGUAAACCUGGAUCCCUUAAGCAAGUGGUCGAAGGUUGGACUGGUUGUGUAUGAUUCUCAAGUACCAAUUGGUGCAACUCCUGAAUAUAUGGCUGGCUACUACAUGCUACAAAGUGCAAGCUCAUUUUUGCCCGUAAUGGCCCUUGCUCCUCAAGAGAGGGAGCGGAUUGUAGAUAUGGCGGCGGCUCCUGGUGGUAAAACAACUUAUAUUGCAGCUCUUAUGAAGAACACUGGAAUAAUUUAUGCAAAUGAGAUGAAGGAGCCUAGACUCAAGUCACUCACUGCAAACUUGCACCGUAUGGGUGUAACAAACACCAUAGUUUGUAAUUAUGAUGGGAAGGAGCUGCCAAAGGUUUUGGGACUAAACACUGUUGAUCGAGUGUUGUUGGAUGCCCCCUGUAGUGGAACUGGAGUUAUAUCUAAGGAUGAGUCUGUUAAAGCCUCUAAAAGUUCUGAAGAUGUACAAAAUUGUGCUUUUCUGCAGAAGCAAUUGAUACUUGCAGCAAUUGACAUGGUGGAUGCUAAUUCCAAAUCUGGGGGAUACAUUGUCUACUCCACUUGCUCAAUAAUGAUUCCUGAGAAUGAAGCAGUUAUAGACUAUGCGCUGAAAAAAAGGAAUGUGCAGUUGGUCCCAUGUGGGCUAGACUUUGGCCGUCCAGGGUUUACACGCUUUAGAGAGCACCGGUUUCACCCCACGCUUGAAAAGACUAGGCGGUUUUACCCCCAUGUUCAAAACAUGGAUGGGUUUUUUGUGGCAAAGUUGAAGAAAUUGAGCAAUUCCAAGCCAACACUGAAUCGAUCUGAGGAAUCGGGAACUGUAGAACAGGCACCUGGGCCCGAUAAUGCCCAAAUCAAUGAAAAGAACAACACAGAAGGAGAACCUCAACGGCCCCAAGUUGCUGAUCUUAAGAAGGCAGAAGGCAAUGGUGGGCCCAAUAAUUCCCAAAUCAAUGAAAAGAACAACACAGAAGGAGAACCUCGACGGCCCCAAGUUGCUGAUCUUAAGAAGGCAAAAGGCUAUGGUGGCUUCAGAAAAGGUUUAUCAACCAAUGGGAAUCAAGAACCACGUGGUAGGCCCAAACAAUAUAAAAAAAGGAAGUUCCCCUCUAGAGAAGAAAUCUCAAGAUCUAGAGAAGAGAAGAGGAGGAAAGCUAGGAAAAAUAAAGCUCAAUAAAAAUCUGAAGGGGUCACUCAAUGAAAAUCUAGCAUAUGAAGCAUGGGUUGGUGGAAUGCAAGUCUGUGGAGAAUGCGUGGCAGUAUGACAUUGGCUUGGUAAUUCAAUUCCAGGGAGGUACAUUUGGGAUGGAAAGACAGCAGAGCAAUUAAUUAUGCUAUGGCAAUGUGAUUUUAGCAUGCAUGUCCAGGGAGAGAUUCUUAAUUCACCUGCAUUAAAUUGUUCCACCUCUUGGUAAACAUCAGCAUCUGGCUAAUCAUGUAGUGGCAGUUCUGCUUCCCUAUAUUAGGCUCAUCGAAUUAGAAAAGUUUUGUUUUAUUUUGUUUCUUCAAAUUUUGGUUGAUGAUUUCACAAUUUCUAUCCAUUUUCUGUAUCGGAUAAACUCCAUUUCAAUGUGAGAUAACAUUUGACAAUAUGCAACCUCUUUGGUUAGUAAAUAAAGGUAGAUUUACAGAA
Molecule: messenger RNA, 2537 nt
Organism: Macadamia integrifolia
Lineage: Eukaryota; Viridiplantae; Streptophyta; Magnoliopsida; Proteales; Proteaceae
Product: 26S rRNA (cytosine-C(5))-methyltransferase NOP2B-like
Exons: 17
Coding region: 165-2081 (638 amino acids)
Biological process (GO): rRNA base methylation; maturation of LSU-rRNA
Cellular component (GO): nucleolus
Molecular function (GO): RNA binding; rRNA (cytosine-C5-)-methyltransferase activity
Source: RefSeq, a predicted model, not a curated record